Elaeis guineensis (African oil palm) is the source of this 1028-nucleotide messenger RNA. Its product is annotated as protein RER1A. NCBI's taxonomy places the organism in Eukaryota, Viridiplantae, Streptophyta, Magnoliopsida, Arecales, Arecaceae. Gene Ontology annotation, biological process: protein retention in ER lumen; retrograde vesicle-mediated transport, Golgi to endoplasmic reticulum. The record is from RefSeq and is a predicted model, not a curated record. Gene Ontology annotation, cellular component: Golgi membrane.
UCCCAACCCAGGCGUUAUGCCAAACCAAACGCGUCCUUCGUUUUAAACCCGACCUUGUUAAAAAGGCGAGGCCCUCUAAUUUGUUUAGGAGAAGGUUAGCAAUAAGGGUAGCAAUGGAGGGCGAAGGAGGGACCCGAUUAGGCGAAAGAGGGCAUAGUGAGACGGCAAUGGAUUCUUCCUCCGACGGUGGCGUGCCGGUGCUGUCGGCGUGGGCCGCUGCCGCUUCUCGGCGGUACCAGCACUUACUGGACAAGGCGACGCCGCACGUGUUCCGGCGGUGGCUGUGGUUCGGAGCGGUGGCCGUUGCCUACGCCAUCCGCGUCUGGUUCGUCCAGGGCUUCUAUAUCGUCUCAUACGCCCUUGGCAUCUACGUCCUCAACCUCUUCAUCGCCUUCCUCUCCCCCCAGGUUGACCCCGAGAUCCAGGAGCUCGUUGACGGCCCCGGCCCCUCCCUCCCCACCCGCUCCUCUGACGAGUUCCGCCCCUUCGUCCGUCGCCUUCCCGAGUUCAAGUUCUGGUAUUCCAUUACAAGAGCCUUCUGUAUUGCUUUCAUAUUGACAUUCUUCAGUGUGUUUGAUGUUCCUGUUUUUUGGCCUAUUCUACUCUUCUAUUGGGUGGUCCUAUUUACAGUGACAAUGAAGCGACAGAUACUUCACAUGAUAAAAUACAAAUAUGUUCCCUUCUCCUCUGGAAAACAGCGUUACAUUGGGAAGAGAGCAGUUUCUUCAGACGAUGAAAGCGCUCCCAGCAAUUGAACAACUUGAUGCAUUUUUAGCUUCGGGUGCUGAAUAUAAUGAAUUAAUCUAUCAACGCAUUCCCAGGGGUAAAAGAUAGUUUAUUUCUUCCUAUUGUAUUACCAGGUGUUACCUUUGGCAGACUACUAGAGGGAAUCCCGAUAUUAAAUUUAGGAAAAGAUUUGUAUUCCAUGGCAGAAGGGUAAGGCUUGGUGAAACAGGUGGUUUUCUGUCUCCUUGUUUUAAUUAUUCAGUUAAAAGAUUGGUUGCAUUCGUGCACGGGCGGUGCAUCUG